Bufo gargarizans (Asiatic toad) is the source of this 2327-nucleotide messenger RNA. It is a transcript of the gene SRP68, whose product is annotated as signal recognition particle 68. The record is from RefSeq and is a predicted model, not a curated record. Bases 38 to 1846 code for a protein of 602 amino acids. NCBI's taxonomy places the organism in Eukaryota, Metazoa, Chordata, Amphibia, Anura, Bufonidae. Gene Ontology annotation, cellular component: signal recognition particle, endoplasmic reticulum targeting. The transcript is spliced from 16 exons. Gene Ontology annotation, biological process: SRP-dependent cotranslational protein targeting to membrane. Gene Ontology annotation, molecular function: signal recognition particle binding; 7S RNA binding; endoplasmic reticulum signal sequence receptor activity.
UCUAUCUCCAGCUGCGGGACUCUUUCACCGUGGCAAGAUGGCGGCGGAGCGGCAGUCCGGAGCGGCGAUGGAGGAGAAUAAGGAGAACGAGCGGCCGGGAGCUGGAGGGAAGUCGGCGGCCCUAGGGGACACGGUGGGGCUGGAGAUCCUACAGAUUAUUAAGGAAUCCCAGCAGCAGCAUGGGAUGCGUCACGGAGACUUCCAGAGAUACAGGGGCUACUGUUCCCGACGCUUGAAACGUCUGAGAAAAACCCUAAAUUUUAAGAUGGGGAACAGACACAAAUUUACUGGAAAGAAAGUGGCUGCGGACAUGCUGUCUGAUAACAGGUAUUUACUUCUCAUCCUGAUGAAUGCAGAGAGAGCUUGGAGCUAUUCCAUGCAGCUUAAAAUGGAGGCGAAUACAGAACCCCGCAAGCGUUUUCACUUGGUCUCCCGACUGAGAAAGGCAGUAAAGCAUGGGGAGGAACUGGAGCGACUGUGUGAAAGUGAUCGCAUUGAUGCGAAGACUAAGCUGGAGGCUCAGGCCUACAGCGCUUAUCUCAAUGGCAUGCUUCAGUUUGAGCAGCAACAUUGGCAAGAAGCCAUGAAAGCAUUCAACAAGUGCAAGACCAUCUACGAAAAGUUGGCCAGUGCUUUCACGGAGGAGCAGGCUGUGCUCUACAACCAAAGAGUAGAUGAGAUCUCGCCAAACAUCCGCUACUGUGCCUACAACAUCGGGGAUAAGACAGCUAUGAAUGAGUUAAUGCAAAUGAGGCUGCGUGGUGGAGGUGCGGAAGGACUGCUGGCGGAGAAGCUGGAGACUCUAAUUUCACAGACAAGAGCAAAACAAGCUGCUACCAUGAGUGAGGUGGAAUGGCGAGGGCGCACCAUUCCUAUCAAAAUUGAUAAGGUGCGGAUUUUCCUGCUUGGGCUGUCGGAUACAGAAGCUGCAAUUUCACAGGCUGAAGACGAGGAGGCUAAAGAACGGUUGUUUGAGUCUGUGCUGAGCGAAUGUAGAGAUGCCAUCCAGAGUGUGCGGGAGGAACUGAAAAUAGAACAGAGGCAGAGAGAUGCUGUGGUGGAUGGAGAGAUGGGCAAAGUGUCCAAUCUGCAGUACCUGCACAGUUACCUGUCCUACAUCAAGCUUUCGACGGCCAUCCAGCGCAAUGAAAGCAUGGCCCGUGCUCUGCAGAAGGCACUGCUCUGCCAACCUCAAGCCGAAGAGGACGGCAAGAGGACUCCACGGCCCCAGGACCUCAUUAGGCUUUAUGAUAUUAUCUUGCAGAAUCUGGCAGAGCUGCCACAGCUACCUGGCUUGGAGGAUGACCAAAGCUUCCAAAAGGAAAUUGUCCUUAAGACGCUCGUCUAUAAGGCAUACAGGUGUUUCUUCAUCGCUCAGUCCUAUGUCCUGGUAAAGAAGUGGAGUGAGGCACUGGUGCUAUAUGACCGGGUGCUGAAAUAUGCAAAGGAAGUGCAGGCUCAGGCUGGAACGAAGAAGAGCAAUUUCAAGGAGCUUCCGGAUGUCCAGGAGCUGAUUAAGCAGGUGAAUGCAGAGAAGUAUUCUCUACAGGCUGCAGCCAUUCUUGACACAACAGACACCACUGAGGAGGUUUCACCUUCUCGGAUUAAAGAUAACAAGCCUCUCAUGGAACGUCUGGACAACUUCUGCCUUGACCCAUCUGUUGUGACCAAACAUGCCCGACUUGUGCCCUUUCCCCCAGACUUUCAUCCCUUACCUUGUAAGCCACUCUUCUUUGAUCUGGCCUUAAAUCAUGUUGCGCUACCAUCUUUGGAAGACAAGCUGGAGCAGAAAGCAAAGAGCGGACUGACGGGUUAUAUCAAAGGCAUCUUUGGCUUCCGAAGUUAAUGAGGUGGCGAAACGUGAGGGUGGUUAAUAGUUUCCGCUCAGCAGCAUGUUCUGUCCUCUGUGAAUGAGACCUCAUGGAGAUGGAGUUUUGCUCUGAGCUGGUUAUAACCAUCACUCCUCGUUCUAGAGAGAUCAAUAAAUUCUUUUAAUUUAUCGUGAUAAUGGUCUCCUGUGUUUUGGCAGAUAAUGGGAGGAAUUGUUUGCAGCAGCUCCGUUUUUGGAGCAGGCAGGAUGUCCGUUACAGGUAUCAUGGGUGGACCAGUUCCCAAGACAGCAAAAUAAAUGCUCAUUUUUAGUACAUCUCCUUUUAUGUUUGAGGAGAUUUUUACCUUUUUAUUUCCUCAUUCCAAAAUUAUACAUUGUACGGUUAAAAGUACAUGAUCCUUCUCUAAAGUCAUUUUAUCCACUUUCAACCAGGAUGAAUCUGCAAAUCUCAAUGUGAUUUAUCUUUUCAAAAGCAAAUAAAACACUUGUUUUGGGA